AUGUCCCGUACUUUGGGAACAGCAUUCCUGAAUCACCAGGUCGAACAGCUUGAGAAAUCCGUCACUCGUGGGCCCCCGGAACCUAUAAAAAGUUCCUUGGUCCGUCUAAGAACACUCGCUCCAUUGCUCACAGAGCCUUACAAUGAGGCCUUGCACUUGUCUAACAAUGUUCGCCUUACUGCCGAGACGGCUCAGCGUCUCAGCGGACGUAUGAGUCUGCUUGACGAAGAAAUGAGGCGCGUUACAGAAGCUACUGAGAGGGUAGGACAGGUGUUGGAGCUGAAGUCUUGCUUGACCCAACUUCAAUCUUGCAUCCUCAGUCAAGAUUGGGAAUCAGCUACUAGACAUUAUUCUCGUGCAAUGAGUCUACCAUCUCACGUAAUAAACGGAGCCUUUGCUGAGUCUGUCAUACCGACUUCAGAACAUCCUCUUCCGCCAGCUCAGGCACUGCAGACUGCACGGGAACAACUCCUAAAAACUUUCCAGCGGCAUUUCGAACAAGCUUCUCAAUCUCGCGAUGCUACUGCUACAAGCCGCUUUUUUAAGCUAUUUCCAGUCAUCGACUGCCAAGCCGAAGGUUUACAGGCGUAUUCAUCUUUUGUUGUGAAGCUCAUACGUGUGCAGCCCAUGGUGUUUGACCAAACUACGUCCUCGCACUAUUUCGUGGCUGCACUUACUGCUUUAUUUGAGAGUAUAGCUAUGAUAGUGGAUCAGCAUCAAUCUGUUGUUGAGAAAUAUUAUGGUCCAGGGAGGAUGCUAGUUGUUUUGAAGAGCUUACUGGGAGAGUGUGACUGCGUUGUCGAAGAAUUUAUUCAAGGGUGGAAAUCAAAUAGGUACAUCAAACAGAAGCUUGCAGACGUAUCCAGAUCUCCUCUGUCCACACUCAAUACAUCAUCACAAAAGCAAGCUUUCCAUCAGGUUUCUGUAGAAGACGAGGUUAUCGACCCUCGCGAGAUAGACAAGGCAUCAACUGAGAUAGCCGGAAUGGCUGGUCGCUGGAGCCUAUUUCGCAGGUUCUUGAUAGAACAACUCACGGACAACAGCGCUAUAGACGAAGAUCGGGACGAGAUUUCUGUUAAAACCCAGAGUCAGGUAACUUCGGACGGCACUGAGGUCAUCCAGGCAACAGCUUCGGACGGAAUCUUCAACGAUCUAUUGACAUCAUCUUAUAUACCUCUGGAGAUCUGGUAUACACGCUUUGCCAUUCACAGAGCACAUCAACUGUCUAGUACUGGUGUUCCUCCGUUUCCAGCAGGAACGACAACACCCGAUGAUACCUUCUACAUUCUCAAGGUUGUCUUCUUACGCUUAUUAUCGACUGGCUCUCUCGGCACUAUUAAACGGACUACAGAGCUCCUGAAGGACAUUAUAGAUCGAGAUUAUAUCAGUGCGAUAAAAAUGAAACUUGACGAUGUGUCCCGCAAAGCAGGGACCACAGUCAAUGGCAUCCGUGGGGAUAAAACAGACCGGGAAUUUCGCCAUUCAUACGCAACACUCCUAAAUGAUAUCGAUGUAUCGUCUUUACACGUUGAUCGUCUUACCAGAGACCUUCUCCAAGAUCCUACAACAUUGAACUCAUUCCUUGUGUCCGAGAAAGAUACUUUGAAAAGCACUAUUUCUGGCCUAGAUGCCCUAACUCCAAAAUUGCGGUCGAGUCUUAGAGCUGGAGUGGAGCAGCUCUUCAACCAAUUUGUGCGACCCAAGCUUCGGACUCUCAUACCCGAUGUUUACAAAGAUAUGUCAUAUGUUUUGGACGAUGAUGGAUAUACGGAAGCACAUGAUCAAGACACUGUAAAGAAGCGAUUUAUUAGGCUAUGGGAGGGUUUGACAGAUGGAUACAAGGAAUUACUCACAGAUAAUAACUACCGAAUGUUGUUUGGGCUCGCACUUGAUGUGGUUCUUCCAGUUUGGGAAAGAUAUGUGAUGACACUACGAUAUUCUGAGUUGGGAGCAAUUUGUUUCGACCGCGAUCUCCGAUCUGUUGUCGCAUAUUUAUCGUCCCAGUCGAUAUUUGGGGACGUCAGAGAAAAAUUCACUCGUUUACAGCAGAUAUCAAUCUUACUAAAUCUGGACAGUGAUGAAAGUGUCGAAGGAUUCUAUAACGGGUCUGGUAUUCUCUGGGCGAUGAGUAUACAAGAUAGUAAAAAUGUCGUGGGUCUCAAGCUCGCAUGAUUGCCUACCCUUAAUAUGUAUAACCCCCUUUUAAUACAUCAUAAACGUCGUAACGCAUCCAGCCGAGCUUGUAAGGCAUCUUCGUCUGACAAGCCUGAAUUAUCAUUACCCUUCUCAUCAUCAUGACGAGGGUUUACAACGCCUGAAAAAUCUCCCAGUGCAACCGGUUGGCGGUCACUG
Serpula lacrymans var. lacrymans S7.9 is the source of this 2352-nucleotide messenger RNA. RefSeq lists its product as uncharacterized. Bases 1 to 2172 code for a protein of 723 amino acids. NCBI's taxonomy places the organism in Eukaryota, Fungi, Basidiomycota, Agaricomycetes, Boletales, Serpulaceae. The transcript has 12 exons. The record is from RefSeq and is a predicted model, not a curated record.